AUGCGCUGUACAUUCCGCCUUCUGGCCUCCGUAAAGCCAGCCCGGUAUCUCGAAGCCGGCACACCCACGGGCCUCACAGGCCUCUUCACUCACCCCUCACCACGCUCAACGCUCGUCUACCUGUACUCGCGAACACUUGAUGCCCUAUCCGAAUUCCCCGAAACAUCCCUAUACCGUCAAUCGACCGAGGCGCUGACCAAACACCGUCUUAACAUUGUCUCGGCGGUAGUGCCAGAAGGCUACAAGGAAUGGUCUGCGAUAGCCAAGCAGAUUAUUAGUGAGAAUCCAGAGGCGUUUGCGCGCCAGGAAAACGUGCAGGGGAUGGAUGUUAGUCUUCAAGGGAAGAUGACACAAGAGACAUCGGAUGGGAAGGUGUUUAUCAAGAGGCGUUUCGUGCCGGAGUAUGAUGAGCGGACCGUGGAGUGGGAUGGGGAGAAGCCUUUGAAGGGGGGUGUGGAGAUUGGAACGACGGUUGGGUUUGAGGAUGGGACAAAGAAGUUAGAAUUGCCAGAAGAGCCGCUGUUGACUGUUGCGCAAGUCGAAGAAAUCGAGAACAAGAUCGGUGCUGGACUCAUUGAAGAGGUCAUCCAGGUUGCGGAGGGGGAAUUGAAGCUUCUAGAUGUGUUGAAGAGAUCAGAAGUCUGGCAGGACUUAGAAGAGAAGCCGGUUGAGGGACAAUGGUCAUAUUUCACGCGUGAUACAGCUUCACCUACGACAUGA
This is a messenger RNA of Lachnellula hyalina, 720 nucleotides long. It is a transcript of the gene nuo-32, whose product is annotated as NADH-ubiquinone oxidoreductase 29.9 kDa subunit, mitochondrial. The transcript has 3 exons. Lineage: Eukaryota; Fungi; Ascomycota; Leotiomycetes; Helotiales; Lachnaceae. Gene Ontology annotation, biological process: respiratory electron transport chain. The coding region runs from base 1 to 720 and encodes 239 amino acids. The record is from RefSeq and is a predicted model, not a curated record.